Messenger RNA from Wallemia mellicola CBS 633.66, 3714 nucleotides. RefSeq lists its product as hypothetical. The transcript is spliced from 4 exons. The record is from RefSeq and is a predicted model, not a curated record. Gene Ontology annotation, molecular function: protein binding. Bases 1 to 3597 code for a protein of 1198 amino acids. Lineage: Eukaryota; Fungi; Basidiomycota; Wallemiomycetes; Wallemiales; Wallemiaceae.
AUGUCAGUAAACUGGCAGAAUAAACUACGGCAGGCGGAGAUAGACUCUCACCAGAGCUGGCUGGAUGAUUUAGAGGAGCUUUUCGUUAAUGCACACCAGCGUUUCUCUGAUAUAAGCUGGUCCACUCAGAAUGAAGAUGAAGAGAUAGUCCACGCACAUAAAGCUAUCUUAUACGCUCGCGCUCCCUCACAGUUCCUCAGCGCCUACCUUCCAAAACAACCAAACACCUUAGAUACCCAAGACAACUCGAGUAGUUUAAACGUAGCCGUAGCCUCAACUCUGCAGAGAUCACCUUCUCCAACUCCAAAUAGUCUUAUUUUACCAAAGUCAACAUCACCAGCUAUUCUUUCCUCUGCAUUGAAAUUUCUCUAUACAGCGAAUGACGGCGAGAGUUUUGAUUUCCUGUUCGAUCAACCGCUUGUUGAUAGACAAAAUCAGGAUGAAAGGCAAGCAAAAAUGCGUUCAGAUUUGGUCUACAUGUGGAGAUCAACGUUGUUCUCUGAUGUAAAGAUUACCUUAGUCGAUGAUACAGGCGAGGCUCUCAAGAAGCACGAUAGUGACGAUGAUGAUGUCGAUGAUGGGGAGGCUAUCUUUUCAGCACACAGAGCAUUGCUAGCGUCCCGUUCAACGUAUUUUGCUAAUAUACUCUCACCUACGACUGGAUUCAUUGAAUCUUUACAGAAUGCAGAUAGUGGUCCGCGCAGUGUCACCCUCCAUCAACCACCUUUUACACCUGCUUCUCUUCAUUUCGCUCUUGGGUAUAUCUAUUCUGGUACAGUGGCAUUCUCAAACCGCACAUUGGACUUAAGUACUGCGUUUGAAGUGUACGAGGCAGCAGAAUAUCUUGAUUUAACACCUCUUAAAGCUCAAAUCGUUGGGAAGAUAUCAGAGAUGGUAAACUACUUUGAUUUUCCAUUUACAGCUAAUCGCCAACUGUUGAUUAAGCGUAUACCACGGAUAUUGGAAUUCACAUUAAGACCGACAAUAAAUGAGCCUGAAUUGGAGGCAUCGGUUUUCGAAUUGUGUGUUAAGGGUUUUGGAGAUAUUUGGGGUAAAGACAUAGCAGAGUUGCCAUACCCAACACGUAAACAGCUCGUAUCAUCUGUAAACCUCGGUAUUAGUUCACACACACUCAUACCAGCAUUAAAGGCGGUUAUAGCUAUACAAAACAGACUCAAAAAUGAAAUGCGCUUCGCUAAAUGGGUGAAUGAAUUAACUAAUAUGGUGAAUGCAGUUGAUAAACACAUAAGAAGGUGUCUUGAUGCUAACCUCGGCGAGGUACUCGAUAGUGAUAAAUUCUGGGAUCUUGUCGACGGAGUUGGAUUCUCAAAUGAUGCUUUUGAGAAACUCUUAGAAAUGAUAAUUGAGAGUCUCAAUGACGAAAAUUGCAUUUUCAGUUAUCAGUCCUUCACCAGUAAAAUACUUCGCAAUGAGAAUGAAAAUAGGGUUCUAACACCAUCUAUGCGCGAAUGGUGUGACGAAAUAAGGAAGAAGAUAGUAAAGAGCGUUAGAAGUCGCUGGAUGAAUGUAAAAAGCCUUGGUUUGUUCGAAAAACUCGAGAAGUGGUGUUUACAGGAACUUAGCGAAGAAUUGGGUGUUGGUGUCGAUGAACUACUCCCACCAAAGCAAACUACUCGUCGUUUUGUGAAGAAGUCGACAAGUAGCGUUAGAAAAGAAGAUGAUGGGACUGAUUUGCGUACUAACGUGCUAAGGAAUACGGGUAGGCGUGCCACCAGCACGAUGAACGCUAGACCACCCAGAGCACAAACACAAUCGACGAGCGUAGCUACCACAUCUCAUCAAACACCUCCAAAAGCAGUCAUACCACCCCGUCGAGCGGGCAGCUUGAAUACGACGAUGUCAGCAGCUAGUACAACUCCAACAACUGUUCGGAGUGGGCGUUCACCUGCACAAAGCGGUAGUCCAAAUAGUAGAUAUCCAGGAGGUAGACGACCAAUCGCGCAAUCAUCGAGCGCAUCUAUCAGUCCAUCCAUGCGAUCCGCAGCUAGUGCAGCAAGUCGGGCGUCAUCUACGACUACAUAUUCUAAGAAUAACGCUGAAACACAGAAUAGCCCUUCAGUUGUUAGGUCCAAACCUAAAACAGGGUCACAGAUACCAAAACCGUCUUCAACACCGAGGACAACAACGCCGUCGAUUAGCAGUAAUAGAAGUGCAAAUAUCAAUCGACGUAUGAGUACGCCUUCGCCUUCACCAAGUCUGAUACCAACACAUACCAUGCGCAUGCGCAGAAUCUCUACGCCUAGCAAGACAACUAGAGGCGAUGGUGACAUGAUGAAGCAACAACUUAGUGAUAAAGAGAAGGGGAAGGACAAUGUAAAGAAAAAAGCUGAAGGGAGUGUCAAAGAAAGUCAAGAAAAGGACAUCUCUGGUAACACUAAAAAUGAACCCGAAGAUUCAAGUGUAAUUGGCCUGCGAAAAGAAAAACUUCCAAGUCAUAUACAGAAGACAAAUCAGGGUGGUCCACGCUUGCGUCCACGCCCUCAUUCGCAAUCCGGUAAUAGUGUACGCUCAUUGGCGGCGAAGUUUGAAAGCAAUAGUGGGGACAGCAAGCUUGGUCCUCGUCCUUCGAGUGUGACACCAAUUGUUGAGCAGGAUACAAAGAAAGACAUGGUAGAGGAUUCAAAGGAAAGUAAUAAGGAGGACGCAAAAGAAGGUGGCAAAGAAGUCGCCCCAGAGGUCACACAAAGCGAGAAGUCUGAUAAGGAAAAUACCAACUUAAGUUCUCUUGAAACACCUCAGAAGAAACCAAAAUCAACUGUUGGUCGUCUACGUUCUGGUACCUUACGACAACAUGAAAAUCCAUUGGAAGACGCCAACGCGACGCCCCGUGCAGUAUUGCAAAGCGAGAGUGGUAACAAAUCGCCAACCAACUCAGAACACAGAUUGAGUAACUUGAGUCUCGUCGGUGGAUUAGGCGAGGGUGAAUCUGACCCAGAAUCAGUUGCACCAUCGCGUAUACCCUCCUUAUCACUAACUGAACGCUCUUUAACUACGCAAAAAAGUAUGAUGUCUCUCGUUGAGCAUGAUCCUGACCAAGGGAAAGAGCAGCAAUGCACAACUCAGGAGACUGCACCAAAGAUGGUCAUAAAAGAGCAAAAAACGGUAGAACCUCAUGGUGUUGCUCUCACAGUUGGUAUACCAUGCAUUGUGGCUUGUAAACCUAAACGUAGAAAAUCAGGCGCGUCUAUACGUUUUAGAGCUUUAGUGAGAUACUUAGGUACAAUUGCGAACGAAUUUGGUCCUUGGGUUGGCGUUGAAAUUCCUUCAGAGGAAAUUACAGAGGAGAAAUUCAACUCUGUAUCUGGAUGGAAUGAUGGAAUGUUACAUGAAAAGAGAUAUUUUAGCUUGCAAGGGGAGAAAUGGAAUGCAAUGGAGCCACGUCGAAGCCUAACAAUACCAAGUGAGGUGGGAGGCAAAAGCAGGGUGCCUAAAAGGAGCAUAAGUAGUAGUACUAGAGCUGUAUCGGGUAUGUCCAGUCUCUCUGAGACAAGCCCAAUAGAAGAAGACAAGAAGACACAACCACAUAAAGCGCUAUUCGUUAGACCGGCUAAUGUCGUCUGGGUUGUGAACACCUAAGCGGAUAGAGUAGAUUACUCACAUUUUAAUAACUGGAAUAUAAUAACACUCUUUACGAUUCUCUUUUAAGUUAUCACACUCAUUGUAAUCUUAUUAAGUCAUUUUAGAUUAAUAUCC